AAAAUAUAAAAAGAAAAAGUAAUUCGUAGAGGAAGGCUCAUUUCUUCGCCGCAGUGGAUCAUUCAUCUGCCAACACCCUGGUGUUCGAGCUCAAACGCUUCAACCGCCCGCCACCUCCCCAAAACCAGAAGAACAAACAAGGCACGAACUUUCUGCUUCCUCUCUAUUGCAGAAGCCAAGCAAACUGUUGGGUCACGAUCUCUCUGUCACGGCAAAACCUUAGAUGGAGUCUUGUCACAAUGCUUAUUUGGGCAGUGGAUGAUGAAGAACCUUCUAUGAGCAAGGAUGAGGACGUGUUAGAGAGUUCCAAUGGGAAAGAGGCAGUCACAUAUGAGGGGAACUCAGAUACAGAACCAUUUGUGGGUAUGGAGUUUGAAUCUGAAGAGGCUGCCAAAGUGUUCUAUGAUGCAUAUGCAACACAGGUGGGCUUCAUUAUGCGAGUCGAUGCCUUCAGGAGAUCAAUGCGUGAUGGUAAGGUAGUUUGGCGGAGGCUUGUGUGUAACAAAGAGGGAUUUCGCAAGACCCGAGCCAAAAGAACCGAGAACAGGAAGCCUCGAGCAAUCACCAGAGAAGGGUGCAAAGCGAUGAUUGUGGUAAAGAAAGACAAAUCAGGAAAAUGGAUCGUAACACGAUUUAUAAAGGAGCAUAACCAUCCACUAGUAGGUACACCUGCAAAUGGUCGCCGCAGUAUGCUUCUAUCUCAAACACCAGACGAAAAAGAUCUGAAAAUUCGGGAGUUGACUGCUGAGUUGCAACGUGAGCGAAAGAGGUCUGCCACCUAUCAAGAACAGCUUGAUAUGGUUUUGAGGGAGAUGGAAGAACAUUCCAAUCACUUGUCGAGAAACAUUGACGGUAUAGUCCAGAGCGUGAAAGAAAUUGAAUCAAAGAGGGUAGCACCUUGAAACGGUUAAAAGGCUGCUUGAUUGGUUCAGCUCCUUGCGAGACUUAAUUUGCAAAUGUGGGUCUGGCUAGUUGGUCAAGAGAGUGUGUCUGCCUCUUGUAUUUGAGUUCAAAUCCCCCUCCCCAUAGAUUAGAUAAGAGCAGUUUAGAUUGUCGUCUUGUUCAAAAAAAAAAAAAAAAAAAAACAGAGAAAAACUGAAAAUCUCAGUUUUCGGUUGAGCAGAAACUGAAUUAUCCUGUAGUUUUCGUUCUUUGUUUUUUGUUUUUUUUUCCGGUUGAUUUACCCUUAGGUUGUACAAAUAGCAUACGUAUAAGUAGCAAGAUCUUCUAACUCCAUAA
Molecule: messenger RNA, 1239 nt
Organism: Pyrus x bretschneideri (Chinese white pear)
Lineage: Eukaryota; Viridiplantae; Streptophyta; Magnoliopsida; Rosales; Rosaceae
Product: protein FAR1-RELATED SEQUENCE 5
Exons: 3
Coding region: 240-902 (220 amino acids)
Source: RefSeq, a predicted model, not a curated record